Paramisgurnus dabryanus is the source of this 1188-nucleotide messenger RNA. It is a transcript of the gene c11h12orf43, whose product is annotated as chromosome 11 C12orf43 homolog. Gene Ontology annotation, biological process: Wnt signaling pathway; Spemann organizer formation; negative regulation of Wnt signaling pathway. The record is from RefSeq and is a predicted model, not a curated record. NCBI's taxonomy places the organism in Eukaryota, Metazoa, Chordata, Actinopteri, Cypriniformes, Cobitidae.
ACUUCUCGUUACUUGCUACAUGUGGAAGUCGUUCGCGUGUUAUAAGUGCACAUUUAAAGCGGUAAACUUAUAAUGUGGUAAAGUGCAACAGUAUUCAAAAAGUAUCACGUCAGAUAUGCAGCGCUGUUUGAAUGAUUGCUGUUCGCUGUUGUUACAAAGGUGAAAACGCAACCAACAUCAUAUUUGCAUGCCUCGUACGGUAGUUGUUUAAACUCAAGCUUCUUCUGGCCGAGAGAAAUAACCUUGGACAAUGUCUGAAAGCAGCAGUGAAGAGGAAAACUCUGAAAGAUUGAAAGAGGCCGUGUGGAGCUUUAAGCCGCAGGAUAUCAAAAUCAAUGGGGAAGUUAAAGACAGCAAUGGCAGGCAAAGUUAUAGAGCAGAAGUUUCAAAACAUGAGCAUGAUGGCAAUGAGCUCGGGACAACUCCAGAAUUCAGAUCCCAUGUGGCGAAAAAAUUAGGAGUGAUUUUGGAUGGGUCUAUUUCAGAGGUAUUUUCUGAAACUGAUGCUGUGAAAUCUAGUAACUCUAAAAAGAGAGAGGAGGAAGAGGAUGAAGAAGGUUUCCGUCUCUUCUCCACGUCUGCUUCUGGAAAAUGGAUGGAGCAAUCACCUCCUCCACCUCCUAAAAGGAGACCAAUUCCCAGCUCUAGUGAUAGCGACAGUGAGAUGGAAAUGAGGCUUCGAGAAGCCGCUGUGUCUGUUUCAGACCUGCUCUCCCCUUCAUUACAACCCCUUUCAGAGAAAACGGAAAAGAAAAGUGGAGAGACGGAAGAAGGACCGGAAGAUGAUGACACUAUAGACACAACACCAAAGAAAAUGAAGAAAAAGAAGAAGAAAAGAAAAAAAUCCACAGAGGCAAGUGAAAAAGUGAUUGGUGUUUCUGAUGAAGAAGCAGAUGUUCAGCAAACUGUUGUAGAGGAUUUACCAAAGAAGAAGAAGAAGAAGAAAAAAAAAAGGACAACAUUGGGAGAAGCAAAAAAUGUUGUAUAAAAGACUGAAUAUUCUGUGUUCAAUCAGAAGUUGUUUUACUAGGUUACAUCUUUGAGAUAUUUUCUCAUUUUCGACUGGAUUUUGUUUGAUAAUAAUCAGUAACGAACAAAGAACACUUGCUCUUACCAAAAACAAAAUAUUGCUGUUUUCACGUUACAACCCCGCUAUACUCAAUAAAAUUGAUGUUAUUUUACAAAAAA